Macadamia integrifolia is the source of this 1112-nucleotide messenger RNA. Its product is annotated as ubiquitin-conjugating enzyme E2 1-like. Lineage: Eukaryota; Viridiplantae; Streptophyta; Magnoliopsida; Proteales; Proteaceae. The transcript has 6 exons. The record is from RefSeq and is a predicted model, not a curated record. The coding region runs from base 355 to 795 and encodes 146 amino acids.
AGGAUUUCGAGAGAGAGAGAGAGAGAGAGAGAGAGAGCACAGCUGCGCAACAGCAAUGGCGAAGAAAUGAUAUUACUACUACAGAAGAAAGAUGGAAAUUUGAUUGCUUUUUGCGGGAAAUGAUUAGGUUAACCAUAAACUUCUCAACUGAUUUUCUCCUCUUGGCUCCUGCAAUUUGAUGACUAUCUCUUCUACUUUUUUUCUGUGAUUGUUUGCUUUCGAUCUGUCGUUCUGUAGAUGUGAGUUCUAAACUUCUUCUGCUUUAAUUGUUGUGAAUUUCACUGGUUAGAGAGAUAGAAAGAGAGUGUUGCUUUUCUUUUCCCGUUGUUUUUCAUUUCUUAGCGAGCUCCGAUCAUGUCGUCGUCAUCGUCGUCGUCGCAGCUUCGGCUUAUGUCCGAUCUCAAAUCCAUUAUAAACGAGCCUCCGGAGGGAUGCAGCGCCAGUCCAAUGUCUGAUGAUAACUUGUUCGUUUGGAGUGCGACCAUUUUCGGCCCUGAAGAAACUCCUUGGGAAGGUGGUGUUUUUGGAUUGCGGCUGAUUUUCGGUGAUAACUAUCCCGAGAAACCCCCUCGAGUUCGCUUCACUUCAGAAAUUUUCCAUCCCAAUGUUUAUCAUGAUGGAACCCUUUGCAUGGACAUCAUUCAGGAUGCAUGGUCGCCCUGUCACAAUGUCUCUACUAUUUUGACAUCAAUUCAGUCACUUCUCACUGAUCCAAACCCAGCAAGUCCUGCAAAUCCUGAAGCUGCGCAGCUGUAUCAACAUGAUAUUCAGGCUUAUAAUAAGUAUGUAACUUAAAAGAGAGUGCGCCGGUGUGCUCGUAGAUCCAUUGAAUCUUUGUAGCUUUUAAUUGGCAGUUGCCAGUGUUCUUCAUUCCAUUGACCAAAGUCCUCAUGUAUUCUGGAAAAAGAUUUCCUUGAGCUGUAUGUAAUGACAUAGAUCUUAUCAUCUGGUUUCAAUUUGUCUCACCGUUAUUUGUUUGGUACCCUCUCUGAGUUUCAAAUCAUGUAUAUCAAAACAUGGUCUUUUCAUGCAGAACCCAUGUGUACAACUUCCUGAGGAUUUUAAAAGAAAAUUGCAUCCAAGAUCAUAUAAAUUUAUACAAAGUUUGACAA